Trichoplusia ni (cabbage looper) is the source of this 1774-nucleotide messenger RNA. RefSeq lists its product as uncharacterized. NCBI's taxonomy places the organism in Eukaryota, Metazoa, Arthropoda, Insecta, Lepidoptera, Noctuidae. The record is from RefSeq and is a predicted model, not a curated record. The transcript is spliced from 2 exons. The coding region runs from base 194 to 1498 and encodes 434 amino acids.
UAAAAAUAGAAUCCGGUGUGACAUUUGCGGCCGUUAAAUGUUUUGAGUUUUGUUCGUCGGAUAAGUAAAGAAAAAAAAAAGCAAUAAUUUAGUUAUACAUUGUAGCUAUUUAGCUUAAAAUGGUUAUUUUGUUAUGUUAAAGUAGUAUCGUAUUUUAUUCAAUACAUUUCCGUUUCUAUAAAUACUAUUAAGCAUGGGAAGCAACACAAGUAAGCCGACGAAUGAGACAGCUGUUGGUGCUCUUAAGAAUGACUUGGACGUGAAUAAAGACAACUCGGAUCCUCGAUCUCCAACACCAGAGAUAUCACGUACUCCACUACACAAUAAGUCCAGUUCGAAACACAACAUCACUAAAAACGUUGAUCUAAGAAAAACAUUCGAAAAUGCAAAUGUUGACGAAAAGCUUAUCCACAAAAAUCCCAUUCUGUCGGCCGUUAUCAAGAAUCACUUGCAGUCCUUCGAUCCUCGUUCGCCCACACAAGACUUUGAACGAACACCAAUCAUUAUUGCAUCAAAAAUUGAUGAAAUGACUAAUGCAAAAAAGAAAUUGUUAAGAGCUCAAAGUGAUAAUUGUGCUAGUCCGGUGUUGAAAACUGAAAAUGAAGACAGUUGUGAUAGCUGCACAGAAGCUUGUGAAAAGAGCCCAGACUUGAUGGUAUCCCGUAACUUGUGUGAGGGAUUCUAUAAUACUACUCUAGAUGACACCAUAAAAGAGACUGAAGAACCAUUAGGUUCAUCUACUGCCUCUAAUGAAGCCAUAGAAACUAAUAUUUCUAAGGUUGAAGACAAACCUAAGUUUUUGGAAACUAACUUUGAAUAUGUUAUUGAGAGUGAGACUGAUAAAUUUGAGGAUAGUGAAGAAAUUGUCACAAGCACUAAUGAUGCAGAUAAUACAAAUGACAGUGAGGUCAAUGACACACCUGUAUUUCAACUUCUCAAUGACGAUCCCCGCUCCCCCUCCAUUGGUAUUGAACGAACACCUAUUGUUGUUGCUAAAAUUGAUGAGGACUCAAAUGAAGCCAUUGUUGAAAAUAUGUCAGAUGAUUCCUUAAUUAAAGUUCUACAAAACACUAAUGUAGAACUGCGCCAAAAUGGCAAUAAAACAGAUAGGAAUGUUGAGGGGCUUCUCAUCUAUGAAGAUGAUUCCUCUGGUCUAAAUGACACACCAAAGAAGUCCAAAUCUGCGAGUAACAGUGGCUCCAGGACCCCUCUAUCCUGUAUGAAGAACAAGGCUGAUGCUGGGCACACCAGGUCUAAAUCGGCGAAUAUGUUAUAUGACCCCAAAAAUCAGAAAAACGUUCUUUCUAAAAUUCCUAAAAGGGUGUCUCAUAUUCCAAGGCUGAAGUGUUUAACGAAACAAUCUAACUUAGUCCCUGCUGGCAGCAGUGUUUCAUUGAAGAAUAUUUCUAAAGCAGCUACAAUAGUUGGUGACUGUGAGAAUACACCACCUCAUUCACACCGUGACAGAUGGGACAAAGACACCAGCAUUGUGCUUUGAAGUUGAGUUGCAGUAAAAUAUGAGUUGAACAUACAGCAAGUACGCUGUGGAAUAUUCAUUCAUCUUGAUAUUGUUUAUAUUAACUAUUAUGUUGAUCACUUGACACUUGAUUACUUUGCUCAUAAUAAUUAUAGUGACCAAACAUCAUGCUUUAUUGUUCGAAAUAAAUUAGAAAAUAGUUUCUUCAAUAGGAAUUAUCUCAAACAAACAGAAUGAUAAUUUGUAUUGUUUCGUAGCAAUAAUCGUAACAUAAAAUAAAUGUUUUGAAGAAAUGUA